Talaromyces stipitatus ATCC 10500 is the source of this 2448-nucleotide messenger RNA. Its product is annotated as phosphoketolase, putative. Gene Ontology annotation, molecular function: aldehyde-lyase activity. Gene Ontology annotation, biological process: carbohydrate metabolic process. The transcript has a single exon. Bases 1 to 2448 code for a protein of 815 amino acids. The record is from RefSeq and is a predicted model, not a curated record. NCBI's taxonomy places the organism in Eukaryota, Fungi, Ascomycota, Eurotiomycetes, Eurotiales, Trichocomaceae.
AUGGCGCCCAGCGCAGUCGAGGUCGACAUACAGGCCAUUUCCGCGUAUGGACCUGCUCGCUCCACCGUCAAGGUCGACCACCCCCUCGAUGCAGAGGAAGUUCGCAAGAUGGAAGAAUACUUCAAGGCCAGUCUCUACCUCUGUCUAGGUAUGCUUUAUCUACGCGACAACCCGCUUCUCAAAGAGCCUCUCAAGAAAGAGCAUAUCAAGAAGCGCGUGUUGGGUCAUUGGGGGUCAGAUGCAGGCCAGGCCUUCACAUGGAUUCACAUGAACCGUCUGAUCAAGAAAUACGACCUGGAUGCAUUGUUCAUUUCUGGUCCUGGACACGGCGCUCCUGGUAUCUUGUCUCAGGCGUAUCUUGAGGGCGUGUAUAGCGAGGUGUAUCCAGACAAGACUGAGGACGAGGAUGGCAUGCGCCGCUUCUUCAAGUCAUUCUCGUUCCCUGGUGGCAUUGGCAGUCACGCUACUCCCGAAACUCCUGGCAGUAUCCACGAGGGUGGAGAGCUGGGAUACUCGGUUUCGCACGCCUUUGGAACGGUAUACGACCACCCAAAUCUCAUCUCCUUGACAAUGGUCGGUGACGGAGAAGCCGAAACCGGACCACUCGCCACCAGCUGGCACAGCACAAAAUUCCUCAAUCCCAUUACCGACGGUGCGGUCCUCCCAGUCCUGCAUCUGAACGGCUACAAAAUCAACAACCCCACUCUCCUCGCUCGUAUCAGCCAUGAGGAACUUGAAGCAUUGUUCAUUGGCUACGGCUGGAAACCCUAUUUCGUCGAGGGUAGUGACACCAAGAGCAUGCACCAGUCUAUGGCCGCAACGCUUGAGCACUGUGUCUUGGAGAUCAAGGAGAUCCAGAAGAAAGCUCGAGAAUCCAAGAAGGCAUUCCGCCCCCGCUGGCCCAUGAUUGUGCUUCGUACUCCCAAAGGAUGGACUGCGCCUCGAGACGUCGAUGGAAAGAGACUGGAAGGUUUCUGGCGAUCCCACCAAGUCCCUAUCCCGGACGUCCUCACCAACCCCGAUCACUUGAAGCUGCUUGAAGCAUGGAUGCGCAGCUACGGCCCCGAGAAGCUGUUUGCUGACAAUGGCAAGCUCAUUCCGGAACUCAGAGAGCUCGCACCGACAGGCAAUUCCCGUAUCAGCGCCAACCCUGUUGGAAACGGUGGUCUUCUUCGCAAACCACUAGACCUGCCGGACUUCCGGAAAUACGGCGCCGAGAAGGUCGAACCUGGAAUUUCAAUCGUUGGAAACAUCACUGGCCUGGCAAAGUUCUUACGAGAUGUCAUCGCCAAGAACACAACAAACUUCCGUCUCUUCGGUCCAGAUGAGACUGAAUCUAACAAACUCGCCGAAGUCUACAAGGCAGGCAAGAAAGUCUGGCUCGGCGCAUACUUUGACGAAGAUCAAGACGGAGGUAACCUCGCCACUGAAGGUCGGGUUAUGGAAAUGCUCAGUGAACACACCAUCGAAGGCUGGCUUGAAGGCUAUGUUCUUUCAGGACGUCAUGGCUUGCUUAACAGCUACGAACCCUUUAUUCACAUUAUUGACUCCAUGGUCAACCAGCACUGCAAGUGGCUCGAGAAGUGUCUUGAAGUCGAAUGGCGUGCCAAAGUCGCUUCGCUAAAUAUCCUACUUACAGCCACCGUCUGGCGUCAAGAUCACAAUGGCUUUACGCAUCAAGACCCUGGAUUCUUGGAUGUUGUUGCCAACAAGAGCCCAGAAGUCGUCCGAAUUUACCUACCACCUGACGGAAACUCGCUCCUGUCUGUAGCCGAUCACUGUCUUCGCAGCGUCAACUACGUCAAUGUCAUCGUGGCCGACAAACAAGAACAUCUCCAAUUCCUCUCCAUGGAAGAAGCCAUCGAACACUGCACUAAAGGAGCAGGCAUCUGGGACUGGGCCAGCAACGACCAAGGCGAAGAGCCAGACGUCGUCAUGGCCUCUGCCGGUGACGUAGCAACCCACGAAGCCCUUGCCGCAACUGCUUUGCUCCGCGAAUUCCUCCCAGACGUCAAGGUCCGAUUCGUCAAUGUCGUUGACUUAUUCCGUCUGAUUUCUGAAACUCAGCACCCACACGGCAUGUCCGACUCGCAAUGGAAAGCACUCUUCACAGAAGACAAGCCCAUCAUCUUCAAUUUCCAUUCAUAUCCUUUCCUCGUCCAUCGCUUGACCUACCGACGGCCUGGCCAACAGAACCUUCACGUCCGCGGCUAUCGCGAGAAAGGAAACAUCGAUACUCCCUUUGAGCUUGCCGUGAGGAACGAAACGGAUAGAUAUAGUCUCGCCAUUGCUGCUAUCGACCACAUCCCUCGCUUGCACAAUAAGGCUUCUUCUGUUCGUGAAAAGUUUGUGAACUUGCAGAUUGCGGCUAGGAAUACAGCUUUUGAGGAUGGGCUUGAUUCCGAGGAGAUUCGGAAUUGGAAGUGGCCUUUCCCAAAGAAGAUUUGA